Messenger RNA from Mus musculus (house mouse), 493 nucleotides. It is a transcript of the gene Fam25a, whose product is annotated as family with sequence similarity 25, member A. The coding region runs from base 192 to 434 and encodes 80 amino acids. Lineage: Eukaryota; Metazoa; Chordata; Mammalia; Rodentia; Muridae. The record is from RefSeq and is a predicted model, not a curated record. The transcript is spliced from 3 exons.
AUUCAGCCAGCAGGUCCUUUGCCAGACUGGGUUGCUGAGCAAAUUCUGCUUGGAAAAUUGGUUCACUCCUGUUAAAGCCAGAUUCUCUCUGACCCAGGGAAGACUAGACUUGGCCUGCUGGCUCAGGAUAGGUUUGCCUGGGUGUCUGUGUUCAAGGGUUGCUCCCCUGGAGUGUCUUCCAAGAUGGGGCAAUGGAGGGCAGACUCUCCCACCUGAGGUAUCUUCAGUCUCAAGCAGUUCACGCAGUGGAAGAGGUGGUGAGCGAGGUGGUGGGCCACGCCAAGGAGGUUGGAGAGAAGGCCAUUAAUGACGCCCUAAAGAAAGCCCAAGAAUCAGGAGACAGGGUGGUGAAGGAGGUCACUGAGAAGGUCACCCACACCAUCACUGAUGCUGUUACCCAUGCGGCAGAAGGCCUGGGAAGACUGGGACAGUGAGCCUGCCUACCAGCAUGGCUGGCCCUUCCUGAAGGUCAAUAAAGAGUGUGAAACGUGAA